Symbiodinium natans is the source of this 5079-nucleotide messenger RNA. NCBI's taxonomy places the organism in Eukaryota, Dinophyceae, Suessiales, Symbiodiniaceae. The record is from the annotation of a GenBank genome assembly.
AUGGGCGGCCGAGGAUCGAAGAGCAGCGUCCAACCACUGUCUAGCGCCGAUGAGGCAGAUCUGCCAUCUUCGCCGAACUCGAGCCCUCGCAAGUCCAUCUUUGGCUUGGAGACUCUGGAUGCCACCAAGGUGCUGACCACCCGGAAGACGCGCCAGAUGCCACCGCAGACGGAAGACAUGCGUCAACUGGUGAGAAGCAACGAGAACGGCAUCUGGGACAUCGAAGACAAUCAAGGCAACCGAAAGCCACUCCCGACAGCGGCCGUCGCUUGGUUCAAAAACCGGAACCUCGAAGCCUUGCAUGGCUCCCUAGCCUUCGUCCCCUGGAUCGUGCAGCAGGCCUAUCUGCAGGGAGAAGUGCACGACGGCAACAUCGUCCUCCACCGAGGCUCAGGUGCCGUUGUUUUCUCGGAUGCCAGCGGCUUCACGGCGCUCACAGAGCGGCUUGCGAAGAAGACCAACGGGGCCGAGCUGCUUUCGCAAUGUCUGACAUCCUUCUUCACGCCCCUGAUCCAGUUGAUCAAUGCUUAUAGAGGUGACGUCAUCAAGUUCAGCGGGGAUGCGCUGAUGAUUUAUUUCCCUGCUGUGGAUGACACAGAGGUUGGAGAUCAGAGCAAGUUCAAGGUUCCCCCACACGGCUCAUAUCACCAACCGGACAUCGGUCCCAUGGCGACUGCGGUGCUCAGAGCCUCUGCUUGCUGCAUCGAGAUCCAGAAACGCCUGCACAUGUUCGACACCGGCGUUGACGGUGUCCGCCUGUGUCUGCACAUCGGCCUGGGAUGUGGCGAGAUCGCCAUUCUGCAAGUGGGUGGCGUGGAGCCCCCUGAGAUUGGCAUCCCCCGGUGCGAGUACAUCAUCGCAGGUGCCCCGCUAGAGCAGAUCUCCAUCGCAGAGCCCUUGGCCAAGAACGGGGAGACCUGCCUCAGCCCACAGGCUUGGGAGCACGUGCAAAAUUAUGUAAUUCCGGAUAGGAGACGGCAGCUUGACAACGAGAAUUUCCACCUGCUUCUGAAGCUAGACGAGUCAAAGUUCACCUUUCCCACCGUCAAGGCCUCAGCGCAGGAGCGAGACACCAGGAAAGACUUGCAGUUCACCAUCGCAGAGCUGGACAUCAUUCGCAAGUUUGUGCCCUCGGCCGUCUUCAAGCAGAUCGAAGACGGCACUCUGACAUAUGUGAACGAGAUGCGAAACAUCUCCACCCUCUUCAUCUCCUGCUCUGGCGUGGAUGUCUCCACUGAUGAAGGGGCAGACACCGCUCAGGAGCUCAUGGUGUCCGUGCAGCGAAUCUGCUAUGCCAACGAGGGGACGCUGAACAAGUUCCUUAUCGAUGACAAGGGCAUGCUUUUCCUGCUGGCUUAUGGCCUGCCGCCCUUGGUUCAUACCGAUGAUGCCACAAGGGCGGUGCUGUCAUGCUUCGACAUUGUACGGGCCUUCAUCAAGUUGGGCCUGGUCGCUCGUUGUGGCGUCUCCACAGGGCGAGCCUACUGUGGCGUGUGUGGCAGCGCGGAGCGCAUGGAGUACACUGUCUUGGGUGAUGCAGUCAACUUGGCCGCACGGCUCAUGGCCAAUGCCCCAGCGAACGGCAUCCUCGUCGAUGAAGAAACAAGGACGCGUUGCACGGUGGAGCUCGAUUUCCAAGACCUGAAGCCGAUCAAGGUCAAAGGGAAGGAGCAGGCCGUGAAGAUCUUCAAGCCGCAGCUGGCCAUCUGCAAUCCUCACAUAGGCGUUGGGCCAGGUGGCAAGAUCCUCUUCCCCUGGUACGAGCGCAGCUUGACGGCUGGUGCGCAGGGCGACAAGGAGGCUUUGGCUGAGGUUCUGCAAACGAACGUCGUGAAGCUCUGCGGGCUGCCAGACUGGGACGGCGUGUGCAAGGUACAGAGUUGGCUUGGUGGCUCCUAUGACAAGGAGCUCCAUCAAGAGCCACCGAAGGCACCACCUAGCAAGCCCAGCAGGCUGGAAAACCCACCAAGCAACAGCCCGUUUUCUGGUGGCGGCUCCGUGGUGCUCCUGGGCCCCGCAGGUGUGGGAAAGAUUGAGCUCGCGCAGCAUGCCGUGGUGUAUGCGGCGCAGAAAUACUUUAUGAUGCCGGUCAUUGGCACCAUGGGCCCCCGUACACAAGACCUGGCCCGCAUGGGCGCCGAGCUUGUGCGGAGUUGCCUGGGGGCGUAUCGCCAUGCAGUUCAACCAACACUUCCGGAUGACGAAGGCCAGGCCUUAAGCCAGCUGCUUCCUCACCUGGAGUCGGUCGAGAAGCUGCCCGACCUCCUCCGAGAUGCUUAUGACGGCAGUGUACAGGAAGAUACCCGCGUGUCUGCGCUGCAUGAACUCGCAGACGUGGCAAUAUCACUUAUCGAACGGCUGCGGAGCCACGUUGCUGUCAUCAUUGUAUGCCAGCUGGAGUUCGGCACCACGCUCUUCGAGAAGACCUUGGGCCACUUCAACUGCUUCUAUGAGGUGGUGUCCAAGCUCAUGAAGGUGGUGGAAGAGAGGGCGGGCAACCCGGUGACUCUCUUCACAAUGUGCAAGAACCCGGACAUGAGUCACGAGUUUGUGAAGGCCUCGGCAUCCCGUGGGUGGUUUGUGGAGCUCGCUGGCCUGUCGGAGACAAUCUGCCAGGAGUACAUGGCGGCCCAUCUGGAGGUGCCCAUGUCGUCCAUACCGGACAGCGUGACCAACUUUGUGUCCAAGAUUUCCUUGGGAAAUCCCUUGUACAUUCGUGAGUCUUUGGGUCAACUGAUUCUGGACGGACACCUCAAGGUGGAGAGGGAGGCAGACGAAUCGGAGCCCUUGGUGUACCAAAAUACCGAGGAUCUGGAGACCGUUGACAUUGUGACAUGGUCACACACCGCGAUGGUGGGAGAGACCAUGUGUCUCCUAGAGUCCCUUGACCCCCUGGAGGCGGCUGUGGUAAAGAUGAGCACCGUCUUCUCCAGCAGCUUCUCGCUGUCCGACCUUGCCUCGAGCACUUGCUCCAGGUGGUCUGGCUCCAACUUUUUCGACUACAUGCGGCUCUUCCAUGCAGUACAGGAGCUGGAAAAGCGUGGCAUCCUGGAGAAGAUUGCAGUGACGCGGAAGGUGGAAACGACGCUGUUGGUCAGGAGCCACUCCAUGCUCACGGGGCGUCGGGGGAGCAAGCAGGAAGGGAAGCCCAGCAACCGGAAGUCCCUCAAGGACAACAAGGAUGGCAAUGCAGCCCGGGAGUUACAAAUGUUCGCCAUGAACAAUGUGCUGAUCCGCAAAGUCGGAAGCUCCAUGCUCCUGGAGGCGCAGAAGAAGAAAGUCAAGAGGCAGGCGUUGAUCGAGCGGGCUCUGACUCGAGAUCUUCCAGCUCGCAUCGAAGAACUCCAGAAGAAAAAGAAGGAGAAGACCUUCGGGGAUGGCACGGCAGACAGAGCGAGAGAGGCGAGCAACGGAGACCGGGAGGAGAAGGGAGUUGUUUCACAGAGGCACGUGAGAGUCGACCACCCGGAGGUCGGGGGUUCGGGCGGUUGCCCGCACCCCUGCGCUCUGGAAAGCCGGAGGUCAAAGAAGUUGAAGCACAGUUCUAGCAACGGAGGCUUCGCGGGAAUGCAGAAAGCUGUGCUCCCUGAUCAGGAACUCCUACGUUUUGCUUUGCCAGCGUUGGGGAUCAGCCUCUUGGCUCGAGGGUCUCUCCGGGCCGAUAUUGAGUGCUGCCCUCGGUGCUAUUCCGAUCCGCUGAUGCAGCCCCCAAGCUCCCCACUUGACCAGCCCAAGGGCUCCAUGUACUGGAGCCUCCAAGUUUUCCCGGCUCUCUCGUUAAAGCAACUCCCUGACGACCCCAAAGGCAACAUCGACAACGCCUUUGUGGGAAGACUUACGGGGCCAGAAGGCUUGGCUGCCCUCAGCCCGGGCACCGUGGUGGCGGACUACAUGCUGUAUUUGCUGGUCUUUCUGCCUCGAGCGACAGUGGGACUGGUCUCGCGGGCCUUCGCAAGCGGCGGUGCAAAGGCUGCCCAGCCAGAGCUGCAACGGGCACUUAGUGUCGCCAUGCCGGUUGGCAUCGCCCUCUCUGUCGUCUACAUGACGAGCACGGAGGCAAUCCUCAAGAUGCUAAAUGUCUCCCCCAACCUCAUCCCCUAUGCCGCGACCUACGCCCGCGUGCGAGGCGCAGUGACGUGGGCCGCUUUGAGUCAGACCGUUUGCUUAUCUGCACUCCUGGCAACCAAAGAUGCGUGGACGCCUUUGAAGGUCGUCGGAGUAGCCGCUGUUGCCAACUGCUGCGGGGAUUUUGCCCUCUGUGUAUGGCCCUUCCGCUUGGGAGUCGGAGGUGCCGCCGCCGCCACGUCCAUCGCAACAUUGUUAAGCUUUGCACUGAUGGUGCGCGCGCUGAGAGCGAAGGAGUUGCUGCCCAAGAAGUGGCUCCGGCUGCCAACCUCAGCAAGCUACCUUGGGCCUUUGAUGGAGUACGCAGGGCCCUUGCUGAUCGUCGUUGCCACGCGGAUGGUAAGUCUUUCGGCCAUGGCACUAUCGGCGGCUGCGCUGGGAACCACCGCGCUGGCGGGAUAUCAGAUCCUCAUCAACCUCUUCACGCUCUUCGCCUUAGUUGGGGAGCCCUUGAGUCAAGCAGCGCAGGCCUUGCUCCCGCCGCUUUUGGAGAGCAAGGACAUGGCCGGAGCCAGGAGGGCGACAAAGAGCCUGUUGAUCCUGGGCCUUGCCGCCGGUGCCGUGUCUGGCCUUGGGGCCUUCGCCUGCGCUGCACUGGGCGGUGGCACCUUCUCGGGUGACAGUGCCGUCAUUGAUGUCGUCCAGCACAGCGCGCCGACGCUGAUGUUGGCGGUGGCAAGUCUUGUCUUCGCCUACCCAGUGGAUGGCGCAAUGCUGGCGACAAAGAACUUUCGGGUGCUCAUCGCCUUGUCUAUCUUUGGACUCGUGGCACAGCUUCCAGCAUUGCAGCUGAUCACACGAUCCUUCGCGGGCACCAAGCAGCCAGCACUGCCCCUGCGGCUGCUGAUGACGACGAUGGUUGCACGCCUCGUAACGUUGUCGCUCUGCUCUCUGGCACGUGUCCUGAAUGAUUUGAAAGUCAAGCCCGCGACGGAGGGCGAGGACUGCCGCUGA